UAAGACCACAUGCAUAGCCCAUCGUCCGUACCGUAGUUCCUCAAUUUAAGUUUGCACAAUUGGAUGUCCUGUUGCCCAUGGCAUGGUUCGCCCUCAACUUCCAACGGUCAACCAAUUCUUCCCGCCGAAGUCUGCCAAUGGUCAUUUGAACUUGGUCUCCGCAAGGCAGCAAUGCCUCUCUCUCCUAAAGGACUGCUCUUCCCCGAAACAACUCUCUCAGAUUCAUGCUCGCAUCCAAAUCUUUGGACUCCACAGAGAAGGCCACGUCGUGAGCGAACUCGUCCGAUUCUGUGCCUUAUCGCCGUCUGGAAACUUGAGCUAUGCCCGACACAUCCUCUGUCACUCGGACGACGGUUCGGUGCCCUUCUCAUGGAACUGCCUCAUUAGGGGUUAUGCAGCCAACGACUCUCCGAGAGAAGCCAUUUUGGUCUAUCUUGCCAUGCGCAGCCGUGGAACCAGACCCAAUCACUAUACCUUCCCGUUCCUCCUCAAGGCCUGCGCUCAGAUUUCGGCUCUCCAAGAAGGGCGGCAAGUUCAGGUGGAUGCUGUGAAACAUGGUUUGGAUUCUGUUGUUUAUGUUCAGAACACUUUGCUUCACUUUUAUGGGUCUUGUAAGAAGAUUCUUGAUGCACUGCAGAUGUUUGAUGAAAUUUCUUGCAGAACGUUGGUUUCUUGGAAUGCCAUCAUAACAGCUUGUGUUGAGAAUUUAUGGUUAUACGAGGCGAUUGAGAUUUUCAUUAAGAUGAGGAAAUGUGGGUUUGAUCCCGAUGAGACCACAAUGGUGGUCUUGCUCUCCGCUUGUGCAGAGCUUGGGAACUUGACUUUUGGGAGAUGGGUUCACUCCCAAGUGAUAGAAAGUGGGAUGACCGUGAAUUGCCAACUGGGCACAGCUCUUGUUGACAUGUACGCCAAGUGCGGAGCCGCCAGGAGUGCUAGCCUAGUGUUCAAUGGAAUGCGAGAACGAAAUGUAUGGACAUGGAGUGCAAUGAUUCUCGGGCUCGCCCAACAUGGAUUUUCUACUGAAGCCCUUGAGCUGUUCUCAAAAAUGAUGAAAUCCUCUGUUAGUCCCAAUUAUGUUACCUUUCUUGGGGUCCUUUGUGCAUGUAGCCAUGCUGGACUGGUGGAUGAUGGGUACCAAUUCUUCCAUGUUAUGAAGAGUGUGCAUAAGAUUAGACCUAUGAUGGUACAUUAUGGUGCCAUGGUGGACAUUCUGGGUCGUGCUGGCCGUUUUAAAGAGGCGUAUACCUUUAUCAUGAACAUGCCUAUUGAGCCUGAUUCAAUUGUAUGGAGGACGUUACUCAGUGCAUGCAGCAUUCAUAAUAAUGUUAAUGACCGUGUUGGGGUAGAGGAGAAAGUGAGAAAGCGGUUACUUGAAUUAGAACCAAGGAGAGGUGAAAAUUUUGUUAUGGUUGCUAACUUGUAUGCAGAAGUUGGGAUGUGGGAGAAAGCUGCAAAUGUGAGGAAGAUUAUGAGAGAUGGAGGACUAAAGAAGAUGGCUGGGGAGAGUUGCAUCGAGGUAGGAGGGUUUAUCUGUAGAUUCUUUUCUGGAAAUGAUUCCCAGGUAGGUUGUGAGAGUGUCUACCAGUUACUAGACGGAUUGAACUUUCACAUGAAGACCGCAUGCUGCCUUUAAUUGAUAUAAGUAGUCAUGCUGCCUAUUUGUAGACUUGUAGUGCAGUAUGCAAAAAUUAUCUGUAGCACAAGCUGUCUCUCCCUGAUUUUCUUUCUCUCCCCUUGCAUGCAUCUUAACAUUCUGGUUCCCUUUUUUAUUUUUGUAAACCUAACCUUCAACUAAUUUGAGUACAUAUACAUGGCAUGGAUGGGAAAUUGUUCUACUUUA
This is a messenger RNA of Malania oleifera, 1840 nucleotides long. RefSeq names its product pentatricopeptide repeat-containing protein At2g36730. NCBI's taxonomy places the organism in Eukaryota, Viridiplantae, Streptophyta, Magnoliopsida, Santalales, Ximeniaceae. The coding region runs from base 83 to 1633 and encodes 516 amino acids. The transcript has a single exon. The record is from RefSeq and is a predicted model, not a curated record. Gene Ontology annotation, biological process: RNA modification. Gene Ontology annotation, molecular function: protein binding; RNA binding.